Messenger RNA from Thecamonas trahens ATCC 50062, 378 nucleotides. RefSeq lists its product as uncharacterized. The transcript is spliced from 2 exons. Lineage: Eukaryota; Apusomonadida; Apusomonadidae. Bases 1 to 378 code for a protein of 125 amino acids. The record is from RefSeq and is a predicted model, not a curated record.
AUGGCGAGCGUACCGCAGACAGAGGCGGCGAGCACGACAGCGGCGGCGACAGAGACUAGGGCUGGGGCCGACGGUGGGUGGCUGGAGGGCUACAAGACAACGAGGGACGAGCGGCGGGCGCGGUAUGAGGCGGCCAAGACCAAGACGCCCGAGGAGAAUGCCGCGGACAAGGCCGAGGCGCUGCGCAAGUGCCACGAGCCGCACGAGGCCCUGCUACGGUGCUACAAGGACUCGCUUAUUCCGGUCUGUCUCUCCGAGUACAAGGAGUUUUGGGCGUGUUUCCGUCGCGAGCGUGGCUUUGCGCGAAUCUCCAUCUCGGCGCCGGCAUCUGCGGGUGGCAGCAAGGGGGAUGUGGACGGCAAGGCCGAGUCGAGCUAG